Messenger RNA from Oryzias melastigma (Indian medaka), 1773 nucleotides. It is a transcript of the gene ap1s1, whose product is annotated as adaptor related protein complex 1 subunit sigma 1. Gene Ontology annotation, biological process: vesicle-mediated transport; intracellular protein transport. Bases 209 to 685 code for a protein of 158 amino acids. Gene Ontology annotation, cellular component: intracellular membrane-bounded organelle; AP-1 adaptor complex; membrane coat. Gene Ontology annotation, molecular function: clathrin-cargo adaptor activity. The transcript has 5 exons. NCBI's taxonomy places the organism in Eukaryota, Metazoa, Chordata, Actinopteri, Beloniformes, Adrianichthyidae. The record is from RefSeq and is a predicted model, not a curated record.
GGCUGCGUUGUGAGCAUGCGCGGUCUAGGCGGAAGCGCUCGGCAGUCCGUCCCCGUUACAGGGCUGUAGUUGAAUCCGGAUCGCAGCUGUCCUGCGGUCAUUUUCGGUCCGGUUCGGGGAGCUCAGACAUGGACCUUUAGCGUCAGCCGCUGCUGCGUCGUUGCAGAGUUCGUCCGUGAGCCCGGAAGAGUGCCCCGAAGCCGGCGGAAUGAUGCGUUUCAUGCUGCUGUUCAGCCGGCAGGGCAAGCUGCGGCUGCAGAAGUGGUACACUGCCACCGCCGAGCGCGACAAGAAGAAGAUGGUGCGCGAGCUCAUGCAGAUCGUGCUCGCACGCAAACCAAAGAUGUGCAGCUUCCUGGAGUGGAGGGACCUCAAGAUUGUCUAUAAAAGGUACGCCAGCCUGUAUUUCUGCUGUGCGAUCGAGGAGCAGGACAACGAGCUGAUCACCCUGGAGGUCAUCCACCGCUUCGUGGAGCUCCUGGAUAAAUACUUCGGCAGCGUGUGCGAGCUGGACAUCAUCUUCAACUUUGAAAAGGCUUACUUCAUCCUGGACGAGUUCCUGAUGGGAGGGGAGAUCCAGGACACGUCGAAGAAGAGCGUCCUCAAAGCCAUCGAGCAGGCCGACCUGCUGCAGGAGGAGGACGAAUCCCCGCGCAGCGUUCUGGAGGAGAUGGGCCUGGCGUAGAGCUGUUGCCACAGCAACGGGGCGGAGGGCAGAGUGCCUGGAACUGAGCAUGCUCGGACUUGUGCCGCUGGCUCUGGGCUCUCCUGUCCCACCUUUUGUCGUGGGGGAAGACGCUCAGGCAGCAGAUCCGCAGCCUUUUGUUGUGUUUGAGUGAGUGUGAUCUCCGUGUGGGGCUGUGGUUGUUACAGGGUGGGGGGGCAUGGCCUCCUGGAGUCUCAGGUGUGGAGAAACGUCCCUUCACAUUCAGACGUCCAGUUUUCCUCUGUUUUUGUCAAAUACUGCCCCCUUCAGGUCACACCAAGCAUCUCAUCCCCAUCAAUGAUGUUUUAUUUAACCUUUUAAAACUGUAAGAAACGACCAAAACAAUUCUCAAAUCCUUUAGCAAAGAUGGAGAGGAAGAAGCGGCUGCAGGAACACGAACACUGACAGUUUUCUAGUCUUUUAAGAGAUUUUUCUAAUGGCUUUUUUAUUCAUUUAUUUCCUUCCAGAUGUGAUGGAGCUACAAAGCAAUGCAUUUACAUGAAAAGAAACUGCCUUAAACGCUCUUCCUCUUCAUCUCUCACAAGGUUUGAUUUUAUCUCUCCAGCAGCAAAACACCAGAAAGCUUUUAAAAAUAAAGAGCCACAGAACGUGGUUACAGGUUGGCUGGAUCUUAAAGUUGGAGCAAAAACUGAUUCAAAAAGCGCUCCAGAUCUGGAUGUUAUUGAGGCUGAAGCUCAUGAAUCCAUCAAAGACCUCCAGCUGUCAGAAAAUCCCUCUGCAGCUUCCUCUGUUACAGAUCCAGCGUUCCCUCUACUGACCGUCCUCUUCCUCACUGGCAGAAGCACAUUCUUCAUCCUCGGAGAGCAGUUUUUGCCUCCUCAAAGUCCAGGUGAUCCUGCAGAGGCUCCGCCCCCUCAGCGCCCAACCAGAAUGAAGUGAGGAUGAGUGAUGGAGCUGCAUGGGGGAGUGUGUGCGUCUUUCAGCUUGUGUUGCUUUAAGGAAUGUAUGUACAUAUUUUCUAACCUGUCAUUCAAAGUGAGACCUCUUGUUUGUAUGAAGAACUGGUGACAAUAAAGCUGUUCUGAUUGUGAGACAAUCAUCUGGUC